GUUCGUCACGCCAGCCAGGUUCUCCCCGAGACGGACGGCUUCUGUCUUCUGUCGCGCUUGUCCCACACGCGUCUCGCUCCUCAACCCUUUUACCUUACUCUCGUUCUGUUUGUGAUGUUCUAGCUGGUUCUGAACACAUCGGCCCGGUCCCACCUGCCAAUCAAUUAAGCUCUUUUUGUCGUCCGUCGCUGGUCAACCGGACUCGCUUUUAUCUCAGACAUUUCCAUCCCAAGUUACCGCCGCGGAGUGCUGCGUUAAACUGCGUUUUCGGUGUUUAUUUUAUUUUAUUUUUUUAACCAUUCAGCUGGAAAAAAAGUUUUCCUGCUGCAGGAUCUGAACUUCAGAAUCACGUGAAGUGCUGAAGAGAUCGGCCAAGUUGUCAACCAUGGAGGCCCGACUGAUGAACCAUCUAAAGAACAUGCUCCUCUUCAUCCUCCUCCUGUCCUCUGGUUCUUGUCAAAAUGAUCUUUUCCUGGAGUUUUGUGGCACCUGGCGCCAUGGCAGGAACCCGAUGAGCCUGAACAUCAACCUCUCCACAGGCUGCAGCGGCGUCUAUGUUUCAGCCAAUGAGAGCUCUCUGUCCGUCAUCGGGAAGAUCACAUCCCAGUGUACGAACUUCGAUGUGAUUCCUCUCAACAAAUAUGGACUCGAGUCAGAAGAGGACAGUGACUUCUGUCUGCACUGGCAGCCGCUGCUCGACCAGCUGACACUUCAGAUCGGAGGAGAAAACAUCAUUCUUUGCUCCCCUGCAAGUCCAGGAAACUCCUGCUGCACUGACCUGACUCAUGGCUCCAACGACCCUGAGGCUACUUAUGGGAUUGUAAAUGCGAAGAUCCGAAAUGAUUUAGUUACGGAUAAAACAGUGGCAGGCUACAACUUCGAGGGACGCCAUGCCAACUGCAAAUUAUUGUGUGAACAACAAGUAGACCGGUCCUCCUACAUGAUGAGAUAUCAGAACUCCGAACUUCCCUGCUCGAGAAAAUACGAACUUGACCUCGACAACAAAUCCAGUGGCUCCAGUUUCCAGUCAGAAAACACACCCUACGUCUUCAUCCCUCCUGACGUUAAACCAACUGCGAAAGUGAGCAAAGCGGCCAUCACUUUCCACAAGAACAACUCCGUGUUCCAGGAGGGGUACGAUGAGGUCCGGCUUCUCAACGAUGUGGUGGAAAUCACGGUGGAGAAUGAGAUCAUCACCGGUCUGUCUGACCCAAUAAAGAUUUGCUUUAAACAUGACGCCAUAGCUAAAAACCAUGCAAGGACGUGUGUUUCUUGGGACACUCGGAGAGAUCCCUGGCAGGUGAAGUGGGUGAGGGAUGGAUGUGAGACUCGAAUCAGAGGAGACGAAGACACGGAGUGCUUGUGUAACCAUCUGACGUACUUCACGGUGCUGGUGCAACUCCAGCCUCGACCGGUGCGCCACCUGCAGGCUCUCACCUGCAUUACAUCUGUGGGCUGUGCCGUGUCUUUCAUCAGCGCCGUCGCUCUCAUCGUCUUUUUCUGCAGGAAAAAGAAACGGUCCAAGGAGCAGUCCAUACCCAUCCAUCUGGGCCUCGCCGUGUCCCUGGCCUCCCUCAGCCUGCUCUUCUUCUUUACCGGGGUCCUGGCCAAUGUUGGAGGCGAGAGCGUGUGUAAGUGGGUGGGGGCCUUGCUCCACUACUCCCUGCUCAGCUCCUUUAUCUGGAUGGGUGUGGAAGUGUUCCACACCUUCUGGUUGGUCCACAUGGUGUUCAGACCCUCCCCAAAGACCUGUGUGUGGUACUUGGUGGGAUUUGGCGUCCCAGUUGUCCCAGUUGUUGUGCUGUCUGCAGUGGGAGGUGUUUACGGACUGACAGAGGUGGCUCCAGCUCAUGAUGUCUCCAAUCCGUACCUGAUGUGCUGGAUGAAGUGGCAGGACCACAAGGCCUUUCUGGCUCACUGCCUCACUAAUUUGACAACUCUGGCCAUCCUGGUGCUGUCGGGGAUGGUCAUGCUGUUCCUGGUCUACCGGGAGAUCCGCACCAGAGAUGAGUGGAAGCAGAACCGCGUGGCUUUUCUCAGCAUCUGGGGUCUCAGCUGCCUCUUCGGGACAACCUGGGGUCUGGCCUUCCUGGACUUUGGACCGCUAUCAGACGUCAUUCUCUUCCUGUCCUGCAUCCUAAACUCCUCACAAGGUUUCCUCCUGAUGUUGAGGUUCUGCAUGCUGGACUGGAUCCGGAAACAGGCUAGUGGCUCUGUUCUUGGCAGCACCAGCUCCGGAUCAACCAGACAGCACAUGCUGCAGACCAGCGAGAAGAGUUAACCAGACGCCUGCUGUCGGAAAAUUUCACUGCAUAUGCUAAAAGUGACUGGACCCAUGGUGGACGUGUGUGAGAUGAGCUCUCUCUGCUGUAAUCCUCACACCUGCUACACCAGGGUUCCCAAAACACACACACACAAUCAGCUACAGGCUGUCAGGUGGAGGUGGUGACACAUUUGGGUAUAAUCAGUAUAUUGGAUCCGUUUGCCUUUUAGCUUUUAUUGCAAGAGCAUUAAUAUUAUUUAUAUCAGUCUGUGUUGCUGUUUAGGAUGUGUUGUGUUCACUAGAGAUCCCAUGUGAUGAGAAACAAGAAAAAUGUUGAUUUGUGUUGAGUUUUAGCUACGGAUGACUCUCUCUGUCCCCGGAUGUGUGAGUAAGCUGAUCAGCCAUACGAUUAUAACCAGUCAGAACACACAAGAGAGUCCUGGAGUUUCUGGUGCUGUAGAUCCUGUCGUGUCCUGAGUUGUGAUGACCCACUGGGGUUUUGUCUCUAUGAAGACGGCGAGCGGGGUUCUGGUGUUGAAUGAAGCCAGGAUGUGGGAUAUCAGCGUUGUAGUGAGAUCAGCUGUUCUGAUUUUUCCUCUAGGCAGUAGAGCCGAUAAUCAGACUAGUUAUUCAGGUUUGAUUUUGGCUCUAAUUUAUCACAAAAAGAAUGAAAUUGAAGAAAGAACGAUUAUUAAAAUGAUUCCAUCACAUUCGACCUUCCAAGCAUGUUCUUGUUUUUAUUGGCAUACGAAUGACGCACCAUCAGCUUCUUAAGAAGCUAAACUUGUGCAUUUUAAAAAGUCAGAGUUUACGUAAACAUGGCAGAACAACAGCAAAACACACUGGCUGUGUGGUAGGGCAUUAACUCAAGGGAUGAAUGCUGUUUAAGGCUUUACCUGAGAAAACUGGUCUAUAUUUCUUUUUAGUUAUUCAAUAUUUACAUCUACACGAGUACAGAAUACUUUCUAUGUGCUCUGGGCAUUGCCUGACACUUUGAAGGGGUGCACCGUGAUGAUCAAAAAUAAGUUAGUGGUCAUAAUGUUUUGUCUGGUGAGUGUGAAAUGCAUUCAUGCUGUAGUCUUUCUUUGAGUUAAACUUUCAACUACGGAUGUUCCGAUCGCAUUGUUUCACUCCCGAUCCAAGUCUGAGUCAUUUGAUUUUGAGUGUCUGCCAAUACUGAGGCCAGAUCCGACACUUCAGCAAAGUAUUAAAAUAAGAAGAAAAAUUGAGAACAUAUCCAAGUUGUCCUCAUCAUCACUAUUGCUGUAUUUCUUUCUUUCUCUAUGCAUGCAUCUCAGUUUAUCUGCAAAAACAAAAUCACCUUUCAGGAAGUAGAUUGAUGAGAAACGUGUUAAUGUUAUGAAUAUUUUUUGAGCAGGCUCGUCACUCACGUUUCAAAUUGUUUACCUUUCUUAAUGUGCGGCUGUUUUGAGGCAAGCGCACGGCACCAUGACCAGCAGCAUGUCUUUGUUUAUUAACGUAUCUAGCUUCGUGUUUUGGUCCAUGUUUCCACAAUGAACUGGGACUGGUAAACUAGGCCUUAAUGGAAACAGGUGAUUCGCUUUGGUGGAGACUGAAGGGAGAAGCCGAAGGAGAAAGCUUUGCUUUAGCCUGCUAGCUAACAGCUACAUGUUAUGGUGUCUGAAUCCCCGCCUGCUCUAAACUGUGUGACUUAUUUAUUCAUUUUUUCAUCCAAGAAGCAAAGAAUAUCGAUGUAGAGGAACUUGUUGAAAUAAAACUAAGCCAUUGUUAUUCUGUUUUAACAUCUCUGUCUCAGGAUGAAUGUAAAAAGUCGUGUUUGUUGUUUUAUUCGGUUUAAUUCGAUCUUUUCCACCCGAUUCCGGAUCCUUUGAAAAUCUCUUGAUGGGGCCUGAUUUUCAAUCAUGUGAUCGGUUUGGAGCAGCUCUACUUUUUGCAUGUUAAGAAAACAUUUUAUUCCACUGUGAGGAAUGUUAUUCAAGGAUGUGUGGCUGUGCUGUGAUCGUUAAAGAAGGUUUUACUUAUGUGACUCCAGACAGAUGAGUGUGAAGACAUGAAAAAUCAUUGCAGAUUGUUCACUUGCUUAUCUCCAUUCUGCGUGUUUUGUUCUGUUUCUCUCCAGAACCGAAACAUUUUGUGUUGUUUUCCACUUCACUAAUUGGCAUCAGUUUCAUCUUUAGUAAAAUCCUGUCUAAUGGUUGGGUUCAUGGUCUUAACUGGUUAGUAGAAGUGAAAGUGGUGAUUUUAUAAGAGACCAAUAAAUAGCAGAAUGUUCAAGAGGAACCCUGCGGGUGAAAUGAAGCCUUGUGUUUGCAGCACACUGAGAUUUAUAAAAAAAAGAGGUGAAUUCAUCUCGGUUUUCUGUAUUUGGUUCAUUGUUGGGUGAACUUUAUUCGUUCUGAAGUUCAUCCAUCCAUCCAUCGUCUGAACCUGCUUGGUCCACGUAGGGUUCAUUCUGAAGUCAAACCAGGUUAAUAAAUGAGAUCAGCCGAUUCUUCCUCUAUGGGCCUCUGCCUCUCAGGAAGUCAGAACUCGGGCCUGGAGCCGGGGUUUGCAGGACAUCUAGACUGGUUCUAGUUCAAAUAAAAUUGUUUUGGUUUUUAGGCUCAAAUUUUGUGAUUUUUUUUUUUUAUUUUUGCUAAUGACUCCUUGGGAAGAUCAUUGAUUGUAAAUUACUCUGCUGUGAUCUUAUUUGUACAUAAAGAAAAUACAUUUGUCACGAAAGAGCUCAAAGUUCUUAGAUAAGCUUUUAAUGUAAAUGUUUUGUGUUUUUUUAACUGUACUUUUUACAUGAGGUUGUAAAUAAUUAGCACUUUAGAUUGUGUUUAAUAAGACUAGUGAAAUGUUUGAUGUACUUGGAAAAAUAGGCAUUGUUUUAAAAUGUUCAAGAGCUAGUUAUUUUUUAAUGGGCAACGUUGUUUUAAGAAGAAUUUGCAGACUUUUUUGGAAAAUGAAUGAAACUAGAUCAAGUUCAGUUGUUUUAACUGCUGGAAAAUCCAACCCAACAGAAAUCUGUAAUCGCCACACCUUCGUCUGGUAAUGAUUUAUUGUUUUUUGAUCUUCAGCAGUCAAGUAGCACUUCAGACGCUGUGGUGUUGCACUUUUAUUUUAUUAUUUUUAUAUGUGCAAAUUGAACUGGUUUAUUCACUCAAGAUUAUUUUUACUUGGAUUUCUGUGAAUUUUAUAAAGAUACAUGAAAAUAAAAGUUGGUUUAAAAAGAA
Molecule: messenger RNA, 5463 nt
Organism: Nothobranchius furzeri (turquoise killifish)
Lineage: Eukaryota; Metazoa; Chordata; Actinopteri; Cyprinodontiformes; Nothobranchiidae
Gene: adgrg1
Product: adhesion G protein-coupled receptor G1
Biological process (GO): cell surface receptor signaling pathway; adenylate cyclase-activating G protein-coupled receptor signaling pathway
Cellular component (GO): plasma membrane
Molecular function (GO): G protein-coupled receptor activity
Source: RefSeq, a predicted model, not a curated record